Molecule: messenger RNA, 1068 nt
Organism: Durotheca rogersii
Lineage: Eukaryota; Fungi; Ascomycota; Sordariomycetes; Xylariales; Xylariaceae
Product: PIG-P-domain-containing protein
Exons: 2
Coding region: 131-883 (250 amino acids)
Source: RefSeq, a predicted model, not a curated record
CUCGAAUUACAUAAUAGUGGGAGGUAGCUUCAGGUCCAGGUCUGAUUUGAGCUCUGGGCGGAGGCACCCGCGAAGUACCUAGCCUCAGAUGUGAAAAUACCAGAGCUGGAAGCCGGGUCGAUAGGCCAACAUGUCGCUCAUCUCCGACGAAGACUUCCUCUCAGACAGCCGGUCCGAGGAGCUGUCCUCUUCUAACGACGACGAACCGCUACCUCCGCCUCCGCUCCAGCAGAACUACUUUGCUCCUCCGUUCUACGGCCGACCUCCGACGCCACUGCCGCCCUCUCCCUCUCUAACGUCCCUGCUCCGCCCCUCGCGGCCUACCACUCCAGAUGCCUCCGACGACGAGCUCGAGCCGGUGCCGCGCGCAUCCCCCAAGGUGCCCACCUACGAGUACUACGGCUUCGUCCUCUAUCUCUUCUCCUCCUUAACCUUCCUCAUCUACCUCCUCUGGUCAUAUCUACCUUCGCCCUUCCUGCACGCCCUAGGCAUUUAUUACUAUCCCAACCGAUGGUGGGCGCUCGCCAUCCCCUCAUUUCUCGUCAUGCUCAUUGUCUACAUCUACGUCGCCCUCGCCGCCUACAACACCGAGAUCUUGACCCUCCCCAUGACCUCGCUCGAGACCAUCGUCGACGAGGCUGCUCAGGUCGCCACCAUCGACAGCAAAGGCCGGAUACGGCUAGACGCGAACAGGAAACCCAUCUCCGAGGAGAAGGCCAGGCAGCUCGACUGGAAGAACAUCUGGAGUGAAGGCACUGAUGCGGUUAUGGACAUCCCGCUUGCCGGAGUGUGCGAGGUCCUCUACGGCGGCUUAUCAGAUUCGGAUGACGACCGAGACAAAGGCGGCUACGGCUACAACGACGUCGAGCUUGAUACCCAUUGAUUUCUGCAUUGUGCCUGCGUAAAAUUCCAUGGUAGAGGGUAGGGUAGAUAGGUUGUCAGAGAUUGCCUAGCCGUUUUUCAGCGCCGAAAGGAACCUGCCCACUCUCUUCAUCGCCCGGACCUUCCAAUAUGAGCUCGGGACUGCCUCCCGCGAGAGAAUCGGUGCUACUAACGGAGGAUAAGGGG